Molecule: messenger RNA, 2910 nt
Organism: Cladocopium goreaui
Lineage: Eukaryota; Dinophyceae; Suessiales; Symbiodiniaceae
Source: the annotation of a GenBank genome assembly
AUGCGGGCCCACAUAGAUGCCCAUCUCUCCGGUUCUUUGGCCGGUGAAGUCCCAUCCACUUGGCUCCAGCAGCAUGGCCGCACCCGGUGCUUCGUCUGCGGGCUUAGCGUGUCCGAUAGACACGGGGUCCAUCCGACUUGCCGCCCCGAAGCUCGAGCGGCCGCAGUGGGCCCCCACCCUCCUGAUGCUGGGGGCGGGGCUGCUUUGCCAACGCUUGCAGCCAUCCAAGCCGGGCAGACGCCGACCUUGCGGCAUGUGCCGGCCCUUGCCCGGCAUACCUGGCAGCAAGCUUUGACCCGGGCUCUGGCCACGGUUGCCCACCGCAAUGAUGAGCGCUCUUGGACGGAGUUUCUGAUGUUGCCUCAGACGGUGUUGUGCGCCCCGCCUCGUGGCGGGCGAAAACACCGCCGGGCUGCAGCGGCCUAUACCCUUGACCGUCUGCAGAGGUGGCUUGAUGGGGAGCGCGUGAGUCUGUGGGAGACCCGUCGCCAGCCCCCUCGCAACCACCCUGGGCCGUUGUCCCCAGAGGAACGGCGAGACCUGGCCACCAGUUUGGGCCGAGAAGGGUUCGACAAGAAGGCAUGUACUGCCCUGCAAUCUGAAGGCUUGUGCCCCUUCAACCCUGAGACUGCCAAGAGCCUGGAAGCCUUGCACCCCCGGAGCUUGCCGCCAGCUGUCACUCCUUUGCAAGACCUUCCUUUGGCGCCCGAGAUUGUGCCUGAGUUGGUGGCCCGUUGUUUGCGUGCUUUCCCUGCCGAAACGGCCCCGGGGCCCACUGGACUUCGCGUCCAACACUUGCGGGACGCUUGUGUGGCCGGUGGCACCGACGCCCUCUUGACACAGCUUGCUGCUGUGGUCAGCUUGGUGUCGCAAGCCCCGACCACCAUUGCGCCAGUACUGGCGGGGGCAGGCCUUGUCGCUCUACCCAAACCUUCUGGAGGUGUGCGUCCCAUUGCCGUCGGUGAGUUGCUACGCCGCCUGGUGGGAAAGUGUUUGAUGGCUUCGGUGCGGGAAGAGGCUCGUCACUAUUUCUGGCCUUCGCAGGUUGGUGUUGGCGUCAAAGGGGGUGCAGAGAAGGCUGUGCACACAGUCCGGGCCUGGAUGCAGAGGAACAGCUCCUCGUCCCAGAAGGUUCUGGUGAAACUUGACUUUGCCAAUGCCUUCAAUUGUGUGAGCCGUCAGGUUGCCCUUCGUGAAGUCGCUACCAAGUUUCCUGGUCUGGCCCGUUUUGCCACCUGGUGUUACCAAAUGCCCAGCAGCUUGCGGUUUGGUUCUUUCACUUUGGAGUCCCAGACUGGAGUACAGCAAGGCGACUCUCUCGGGCCCUUGCUAUUUGCUGCAGCCAUCCACCCAUUGGCCCGCACAUUGCGGGCCCAGGGCCUGGACCUGGCCAUCCACUACUUAGACGAUGGGGUGUUGGCUGGAGACUUGGGCGCUGUUGCGGCGGCGCUAGCCCACGUCCAGCAGCAAGCCUCCAGCAUGGGCUUGGUGCUCAACUUGGCUAAGUGUGAGGCAGUUGCAGUUGGUGGCCUUUGUCCUGCAGACCUUGGACCGCAUUUUCCUGCUGCUUUGUUGCGUCACCCUGAUGGUUCGCCCAGAGUUCUCCACAACUUUGAAUUCCUUGGUGCACCGAUCGGCGAUGCGGCCUUCAGUGACGCCCACACCGCUCGCCGAGCCGAGCAAGCCAAUCGGCUACUGGAAGCGCUGGCUUCCUUGGAAGACAGUCAGGUUGGCUUGCGGCUGCUGCGGAGCUGUGCCGGCUUCGUACGUCUGGUGCACAGCAUGCGCUGUAACCCUCCUGGGGUUCAGCAACAUGCUUUGGCUACUUUUGAUCAGAUGGUGCGGACUUGCUUUGGUGGGCCGACUGGUUUGCAUUUGACAGCGUCACAGUGGCAACAAGCUGGGCGCAGCCUUGCUCACGCUGGCUUAGGUUUGCGCUCCACUGUGCAACAUGCCCCAGCCGCAUAUCUGGCGUCUCUGCGUUCUAGCCUGAGUGCUUGUGCUGAACUCGACAGUGGGUUCUCGCCUGUGGAGGUGCUCACUGCGCCUGGGGCCCUUGAUGCUUUGCGCAAUCUGAACUCUCAGUUGGACGGUGGCAGCCAGCUCUGUUUGGAAAAAGCUCUUGCUUUCAACCAACAUGCCCUGUCCGCUCGUUUGGAUGCUGCUUGCUGGGAAAAGCAGCUUGCCGGCGCUAGCCCCGCUGAGCGGGCCUCCCUUUGGUCCGAAACCGGUUUGGGGGCCAGGGCUUUCCUAGCUGCCGUGCCAUCGGGCCCUACCCGCAUGGAAAAGGCAACUUUUGUGGCUGAGCUUCGUGUGCGCCUGGGUGUUCCUGAUGCUCCCACCGAUGCCUGGUGCCCCCGUUGCGAUGGCAUUCUUGACCGUCUCUCCCAUCACGCUGGUGUUUGUGUCGCUGGUGGAGAACGAGCACAGCGGCACUACGCUACCCGAAAAGGAGCGUCCCGGGCUUCUGCUAUACCCCAGUCCCCUGAUGACACCCAGUCGGCUCGUCGCCGUCCAGCCGAUGUCUUUCUGCCAGCGUUAGCUGGAGGCCCUGCUGCACUUGAUUUCGCCAUUACGGCGCACCAGCGGCAGGACACUCUUGCUUUGGCCAGCAGCAGGGCAGGGGCUGCCGCGGAGGCGUAUGCCCGACAGAAGGAGGCCCAUCUACACACUGCGCAGGCUUGUGCCUCGCAAGGGGCCUCCUUCGUUCCCAUGGUCGUCGAAACCACUGGACAUUGGGAUGUUGGCGCGGCCCGGGUGCUGCGCCAUAUAGCCACUGCGGUGGCGGCUCGCACUGGUGAUCUGGCGGAUCAUGUGCACAACUCUAUGCUGCAGGAGCUUUGUGUGGUGGUCAGAUCCUUCCGGGCCCGGGCGGCUUUGAGGCGUCGCAGUGAGUUGGCUGACGCAUAG